Molecule: messenger RNA, 4354 nt
Organism: Anthonomus grandis grandis
Lineage: Eukaryota; Metazoa; Arthropoda; Insecta; Coleoptera; Curculionidae
Product: WD repeat-containing protein 44
Exons: 19
Coding region: 153-3269 (1038 amino acids)
Molecular function (GO): protein binding
Source: RefSeq, a predicted model, not a curated record
AUUGUGACAGCUAAAAUUAAAUGUCUAGUGUUUUAGUAAAUAAACUUUUUUUAUUAUCAUUCCUUAUUAUUUAAAUCAAUUUAUGUAAGGCAAAACCACAAAAUUUUAAGUUUGAUUCUCUGGAGUAAAUAUGUCACAUUUGCACACCCAUAAUGUCUAGCAGUAGCGAUUCAGAGGAAUUUUAUGACGCAGAAGAUAUUACAUCCAGCCAAAGCUCUAGAAACAAGCCAAGAAAAACAUCAGCAGAAAGUCUUACUAAAAGGUCCAGUUCAGUCCCGAAUUUUCUAUCAGAACGAGACAACACUGGAGAUACUAAUUUAAAUAAGUUUGAAAAUACCAAAAGCUUUGAAGAGAGAAAUGAUAAUGCCUUUAUUGAACCCAAACCUAAGCUUCAGCCUGCUGGUAGUAGAAAAAAGUUUAAAGAACUUAGAGAAAAACUGCAAAACGAGGAUGAAGAAGGUUGUGGAAAUGUCACUCCACCUCAAAGCCAAACCUCUUCUGUUGAAGGAGUGUUUGCUGCAGCCAGUAAAACAUCUCAUCCAUUUCGUGUAAUUGAACAAGAUACCAUAAGUUUACAGAGUUUCAAUUCUGUAGGAAGGAUAAGAGCCUUAACUAAUACUACUGAUUCCCGAAAAACAAUGUCAGUGUCUGCACUCUCUUCAAGUUCAUUAGACUCAGAAUCAACACAAAGCUCAAAAAAAUAUCCUAGCACUUAUGCUUUAUCAUCUGCAGGUACAGCAAAACACACGGACUCUGACAAAUCAUCUCCAGCCCCGCUUCAAGAACCCGAUGUGAUAGCCAGUACCAAAGUAUCAUCUGCUUUACAACAAAAACACAAUGUUGCGCAAUCUGGUGUUGGUAAUGUGCCUGUGGCACCACCUAGACGAAAGAAGAAAUCUAGAAUUAACGAUACACUUGCUUUAACUAAGUCUGCUUCCACUGCUACUUUUUCUGUUCCCAAAGGAAUGGUUAGCCCGGUCAGUACGAUCGAAUCACUGACUAGAGAAAUUGAAAGGUUACCCUCAAUAUCAUCUGUCAAAUCAUAUAAAUCUGAAAGAAUGAUCCAGCAUCACUCUGAUGACUCUAGAAGCUCUACAUUGAGAAGUGGGCAUUCUUUGGAUAUUAAUCAGGAGUAUCACAGUUCUUGUGAAGAAUUAGGCAAAGAAACGGCCAUCAAAGGCCAGUUUGUGGUGAAACCGAUGGACACAGAAAGCAUAAAGGCGCAAGGUACCGGGUAUAUUUGCUCAAUGAAGCCGUUGGUCGAGCAUACUAAUUCAGGGCCGGACCGGUUAACAGCCCCUACUGAAGAGAGUUCUAGCAGCAGUAGCAGGACUUCAAAUAGAAGUAGCUUGGGCCACUACAGCUUAGGACCACAUAGAGGCACUCAUCAAAGCUCUAGUCGACACACGUCCAAAGAUAGAAGAAGAUCGGCAGGUGAUGAGAAUUUGUUGUGCGGUGGUCAUAUGAAAGUUCGAACCCAUACAGAUUCCGGAAAACAACUUUCGGAUUUAGAGAUUUUAGAACAAGUUACAGUAUUAAAUUUAGACACAGAAACAGAAAUCUUGCAGAUGUUUGAUCCCUUAACUGGUGAAAGAAUUCCACUAAGCGUUGCUGAAGAUAAACUUCCUCAGUGCAUCAACCCGCUUUCUUUGCAUAUUAUGAGAUUGACAUCGGAAUAUGUGAGUUCAUCCAGUAUGGAAAAAGAAAAGGAAAGUGACGAGGAAAGUGUCGAUAUUAAGAAAACGGACAUUCCUAUUGUGGAUGAUACUGAAGCUGGAGGUAUGAGAAAACGAACUGCGAAACUAAGGAGGUUAAUAGGCACAAAUGUUAAAAAGGCAAUGGACAAAGCCAAAAGUAUCGCCCAGGAAGUAUCACAUGCCAGGCACAAAGAAGACAUAAUUGAUAUAGUAGAUAGUGUACAUCCGGGGGAACAAAAUUGCAAAUUAAAAGCAUCAAACUCCCAUAAAGGACCCUUCGAAUUCGAGAAAAUCGAACACAUUCAAGAGCUCAAAGACGAUCAACACGAAGGUUCUAUAUGGUGUAUGAAGUUUUCAAGUUGCGGAAGAUUAUUGGCCACCGCCGGUCAGGACAAGAUUUUGAGGAUUUGGGUUGUCAGAGAUGCAUAUCCGUUCUUCCAGGACAUGCGGACGAAGUAUAAUGCAGAAAAAGUAUCUCCUACGCCGUCUCAAGAAUCGCUGGCCUCACAUCAUUCCACGGAUCAUUCAAACCUCGCAGCCCUGGAAGCUCUUACUCCGGAACAAGCCAGCCGUCUAGUUUUUAUGCCAAAACCCUUUUGCACCUAUUCUGGACACACGUCUGACUUGCUGGAUGUCUCUUGGUCCAAAAACUAUUUUAUUUUAUCGUCAAGUAUGGAUAAAACAGUCCGGUUAUGGCACAUUUCCCGGAAAGAAUGUCUAUGCUGUUUUCAACAUAUCGACUUUGUGACGGCCAUAGUAUUCCACCCUAGAGAUGAUAGAUAUUUUUUGAGCGGCUCUUUGGAUGGGAAAUUGAGAUUAUGGAAUAUACCUGAUAAGAAGGUAGCAGUAUGGAAUGAAGUUGAAGGUAACCCGAGGCUAAUUACCGCUGCUAAUUUUUGUCAGAAUGGCAAAUUUGCUGUUGUAGGAACAUACGAUGGUCGCUGUAUUUUCUAUAGUACGGAUCAAUUAAAAUACCACACACAAAUCCACGUAAGGUCAUCCAGAGGGCGAAAUGCUAUCGGUAGAAAAGUUAGCGGUAUAGAACCGAUGCCUGGAGAAGACAAAAUUUUAGUCACCUCCAACGACAGUAGGAUAAGACUCUAUGAUUUAAGAGAUCUAAACGUUUCGUGUAAAUAUAAAGGAAAAGGAUAUGUAAAUAUGAGCAGUCAAAUCAAAGCCAGUUUCAGCCACGAUGGGAAAUACAUAGUCAGCGGUUCCGAAAAUCGGGAUAUUUACAUCUGGAAGACGAAUCAUGAUUAUGCGAAGUUCUCGUCUGUCCGGCGGGACCGAAACGACUUUUGGGAAGCGAUUAAAGCCCAUAACGCUGUGGUGACUUGUGCUAUAUUCGCACCAAAUCCAGAGGCCAUUAUCAAAAUGAUUGAAGAAAAUCAAAUUAAAAGUGAUGAUAGUAGUGAGGAAAUUAAUAAGGUGCAAGAUCCGGUUGUGGAGCAACAUACGAAAGGAUGUGGCGGGUACGUCCUGGUAUCAGCCGACUUCAAUGGAUGCAUCAAAGUUUUUGUUAACAAAACUAAACCGAAACACAGUUCUCUGCCAGUUUCAGCCAUGGCUUAGUAACUAAUUAUUAUUUAGGUUUCACUUGUUUAGUAUUACAUUUUUAAUGAAAUAUUUUUAUAUAAAAGAUUGUUGGAGGGAGCCAAGUGAAAUCUGUCUAUUUGCAUAUCGACGUUUCUAUUUAUAUUAAGUUCUAAUGUUUUUAUCCUUUUUUGUACUGGAAAAAAUACACCUAAAAUUAAAUCAAGAAUACAAAAACAAUAGAUGCUUUAAAAAUAAAAUAACUUUCUUUUCUUAAUUAUAAAAUUUAAGUGCAAGUAAGUUUAUUUAGGUAACAUGUUAGGUAACAUUUAAUUCUUCUUAUAAAUAUAUUUUAUUUGUUUAACGGUGUUUAACCAAAAACUACUUACUUUACACUUGAGUGAUAAAAGUAAUUAACAGAAAAAUGUAUUUAUUUUGUAUUUUCGUUUUAGUUUGUUUUACCUUUGCUGUUUUUUUUUCAUGUAAAAUAACUUAAGAAAAUAUCAAGUGAUAAAACCAAUCUGUACUUGCCCUGACUUAACGGGUUUUCAUUUUUAUUUCUCUUGGACCCAUUCAAUAAACUUUCAUCUAAAAUAUUAAUAUUGAGUCACAAAACCUUAAGCCAUAAUAGUGGAUAAACAAAUUUUAGUCGGAACGUUGCUGCCCUUGCAUUCACACCAUCGCGUAUUUUAUAUUUUGUUAAUAUCUCUUAAAUAUCGUUACUUUUUUGUGGCUGCUCAAAUUUCCCGUUAUACACACAGUUCCAACCAUACAUGAUUUUUAUAAAAUAUAAUUUAUAACCGAAAUAAAUCAUAUUAUAUUUUUUUUAGUUUUAAAAGAUUUGUGUAUACAACGUUUUAUUAUCGAAAAGGGCUCCAUGAAAAUCUGCGAAUUUUACACUUAUUACAAAAAAAUAAAUAAAAACAAGGUAUAUGAGUGUAUUUGUUGUUAACGGACCGAAUAUAUUGAAUAUUUAUUCUAUAUUUUUAUGUUUUGUGUCUGGCUUUAUAAUUAUUAAUUUUUAUUGUGCUUUUUAAGUAUUAUUUUAUUGUAGGCAUCAUUAUUUUAUUCUAUUUUAACCAAAGUUAUAUUGAUAUUGUUAAAAUAAAUUAUCAAAUUAACAA